Guillardia theta CCMP2712 is the source of this 693-nucleotide messenger RNA. RefSeq lists its product as hypothetical. Gene Ontology annotation, biological process: protein folding; protein peptidyl-prolyl isomerization. NCBI's taxonomy places the organism in Eukaryota, Cryptophyceae, Pyrenomonadales, Geminigeraceae. The transcript has 8 exons. The coding region runs from base 1 to 693 and encodes 230 amino acids. The record is from RefSeq and is a predicted model, not a curated record. Gene Ontology annotation, molecular function: peptidyl-prolyl cis-trans isomerase activity.
AUGGUUGCUGCAUCAAGCUUCUCGCUGGUGCCUUCCUCCCUCCAGAAUGAUCGAUUGGCGAGGGCUUCGUUGCAGUCUGCCUUCGCCUCUAGUUCCCCUCUGCGCCUCCGUGGAGGAGGACCGAGACCGAAGGUUAGCGUCCUCAAUGAUCUCCCAGUAUCCUUUCUGACAUUCCCCGAGGUCUUCUUUGACAUCACCAUCGGCGGCAAGUCGGAAGGCAGGAUUGUGAUGGAACUCUUCGCGGAUGUAGUGCCGAAGACUGCUGAGAACUUCCGCUCCCUGUGUACCGGAGAGAAAGGAAUGGGCAAGCUUGGCAAGGCUCUUCACUACAAGGGGAGCAAGUUCCACCGAGUGAUCUCCGGUUUCAUGUGCCAGGGUGGAGACUUCACCAGAGGCGACGGACGUGGAGGAGAGUCGAUCUAUGGUGAGAAGUUCGCCGACGAGAACCUCAACCACAAGUUCAAGCACUCUGGCCCGGGCAUUCUCUCCAUGGCCAACGCUGGGCCCGACACCAACGGAUCGCAGUUCUUCAUCACCACCGUGCCAACCCCUCACCUGGACGGACGUCAUUGCGUGUUCGGCAAGGUUGUGGACGGCAUGGACGUCGUUUCCAAGAUCGAGUCGAACCCCACCAGCCGAGGAGAUGCCCCGGUCAAGGAGGUUGUGAUUGCUGACUGCGGACAGAUCGAGUAG